CUUUCUAGUUAGAUUAGCUGGUGUUUGAUGUCUGCCUGUGAGUAAAUUAUAAAUGUAAAUGUGUCUCGUGAAUGUUCUGACUGGGAGCUGAGCAGUCUACACUGACGUAUGUACACACAAUGCUCUCUGUGUGCACUAUCAUCUCCAACUCCAGUUGUUCUGUAAGAAUGUUAUUGUGAUGUCGUGCCACCGGGUCAAAACCAUGAGGGGGUCUCAGCUGAAAUAGCUCAUGCCUUUCAGGAAGAUAAGAAGAAAAGUCUGUUGUAUUGUUCUCUGAAAAGAGAAAGUCGUUUAGUCUGUGAGACACAACCACAUGCAGAUGUUUGUAGAGAAGCAUGGGGAAGCUUUCUGGACUGCUGGUUUUCCUCCUAGUUGUACACUCAGUAAGUUCUCUGAAGUGUUAUGUGUGCAGUUCCACAUCCAACGAGCACUGCAACAGAAAUGCUGAGGAGUGUCGGGCUCCUCUCGAUACCUGCAUGACCACUGUGGACAUACUGGGUCAAGUAAAAGCGAUUGUGAAGCAGUGUUCCAGUUCAAGAACAUGUACAGGAGCUUCAGGCACUGCCUCACUCGAUGCAAGUGGAAAUGGAAAUGAAGUUACAUGCUGUAGCAGUAACCUGUGUAACCUCAGCACUGCAACAACCACUCAGCUGUGCACUUGGCUACUGAGUCUAUCCCUGUGUCUACUCAUCCUACUCAUUCAACAAGAUGGAUAAAGGACAAACACAGUUCAAUUUAGGUUGCACAAUGAACCAAUGGGUUUGCCUCUGCCCAGGCAGGUGUCAAUGCACUAACAACCACCCAAAUUAAUUCAUUUACUAAAAUGAAUUGUACCAAGACAAGUUUUUCUAUUCUAAAGCUGGUAUAGUUCUGUUAAUGACUAAUUACUUGGAAAGGCAGUCAGUAAACACUAGUACUGUACUGACAUCAUAUGUUUAACUAUAAAGUUAUCACACUAAGAAUAAUGUGGGUUAUAUUUACAUAAAUAAUUUUAUUGUAACAGGUUUUUUUUUUUUCAUUCCUGAUUAAUGUCUAUUGGCAUAUAAAAAGGGGUUCAAAUAUUCUAAAUACAAAAGGCUUUUUAAAGAAGCAAGCUGUUAAAUAAAAUAACUGUCCAGCUCAUACUAAUGUUUGUAUCUCAAUAUUAUGGAAAAUAAAAACAUUUCCAACAUGAA
This is a messenger RNA of Silurus meridionalis, 1175 nucleotides long. Its product is annotated as prostate stem cell antigen-like. The record is from RefSeq and is a predicted model, not a curated record. NCBI's taxonomy places the organism in Eukaryota, Metazoa, Chordata, Actinopteri, Siluriformes, Siluridae. The transcript is spliced from 3 exons. Bases 336 to 716 code for a protein of 126 amino acids.